This is a messenger RNA of Acaulospora morrowiae, 4563 nucleotides long. Lineage: Eukaryota; Fungi; Glomeromycota; Glomeromycetes; Diversisporales; Acaulosporaceae. The record is from the annotation of a GenBank genome assembly.
AUGAGACGUUUUCCAAAAACUCCAACAAGUGAUAGCAAUCGUUUGACUUCACCAACGCUGUUGCCGUCCAAUGUGUCAACAAAUGCUUCAGCUAUUUCUGGAAGUGCAAAUAAUAAUACAAGUACUUCCUUCAAUACUAACGGUACUAACGGUUCUAGCACACAUACAUUCUCCUGGUCUUCUGUGGCCGCUGCAAAUAGUAACAACAAUACAACUAGUCGUUCGCUUCACAAUGAGGCGUCCGAAAAGUCGGAUGUACCAGGUGCAGACUCUGCGUUAAACCCCUUCAAAUAUUCCAAGGAAUUCAUGCUUAAACUAUAUAAGCCUGUAGGAUUACCCUUAGAGUUUGAGAGACACGAAUAUGUCACGAGUGAGGAGCCAUUACAGCCAAUGGCUUUAAUAAUGCUAACAGAACAAGAACAUAAGCUUCUAUCAGGUGCAUCUGUCAAUAGCGAGCUCACUCGUCGUAUCGUUUCCAAUGCUACAGGAGGGGUGGUUACGGGAAACGAACGAGUAGUGGAAAGGGAGAGAGUACCAUUUUCCCCGCGGGGAGAUAAACAUAUCGGUACCGGAUUAACUUCUCCUCGAACAGAAAGAUUCGUUGGAAUUACUGGUGGCGUGCUUAGUGAGCGAACAAGCCCACGUAGCAAUCGUCCACCUAGAGUUUCUGGCACUUUAAAUACUUCGUCUGUUGAUGACCCUGUAUGGAAUGGUGUCACUCGGCAUGCAAUAGGAACUUUUGAUAGCAAUGGGGUUUUUAGGAUCCCAGGAAGUAAUGUGGACGACGAAUCUAUAGAUAAAUCCAGGAAAGAUGAUUCUGAACGUAACAAGAAAAUCGAACAAGAGCUUGAAAAGAAAAGUCAGAUCAGCCUUUCGGAUACAGGCACCUAUAAUCAAUCUGCUCAAGAUGAGAGACUAUCACCAAAAAAAGAACAGACAGAGUUUCAAGAUGAAUCGGUCAAUGAAAUUGAAGAAAGCUUAAAAACUAUUUCUAUAAAAGAAUCUCAGUCAUCAUCACAAGAUAAUCUAAAGUUCAAACUUGACUAUCAUAACACAAUUUCAGAACAACAAGAACAAGACGAUAGAAACGGUUGGCAAGAAUCACCAGGAAAAGAAAUCUUGCAAGAUGAAAAUUCUGAACAAAAAAAUGUUCAAGAAAAAUUCAAUCAACAGGAACAAGAUGAACAAUCAUUAUCGUUGAGACAUAAUGAGGCGGAAAAGCAGCAAAAAUCACAAGAUGUCCGUAAUUUAAUACUUGAGGAAGAAGAACGAGAAAAAGAUCGCGAACGUGAGAAUGAACGCGAUAGGGAAAGGGACCAGCAAUUAAUAGAACAACAGGUGAUAAUGCAACAAUUACAGUUACAGCAAGAAAAAGAAAAGGAACUACAGCAAAGACAUGAAAAACAGAAAAUGCAACGUCAAUUUCAGGAGCAAGAACAGCUACAGAUACAUAUGCAACAAAGGCAGGAACAAGAACAAAAACAAUUACAAUUGCAAUUACAGUUGCAAUUGCAACAUCAGCAGCAACAACAGCAGCUAUUACUUCAACAACAGCAACAACAACAACAACAGAUCCUACAAGAUCAACAGGAUUUACUGCAGAGGCAGCAGCAGAUUUUGCAACAACAACAUCAACAAUUGUUGUUACCUCAUCAUUUUGAUCCUGACCAGGAUGACGAUGUAUUGAAAGAAGCAUUUUCCUAUUCGAGCGUUGUGGGAAAUUCACCUCCGAUGUCUCCUGGAAAAUCCAAUAAAUAUUCAAAUACACAUUCUAUUAUUGGUACAACAAGUGCCUUUAGUGACACAACUGGAGCGUCAAGUUUAUUUUCCAGCGGUGGAAUAACGCCUGAUUCAAGAAAAAUAACCUCAGAACAGAAAUGGCUAUAUCGAGAUCCAAGUGGUAACAUACAAGGACCAUUUAGUAGUCAGGAGAUGAAUGACUGGUAUAAGAAUGGAUUUUUUGCGCUUAGUCUUUUAGUUAAAAGAGUGGAAGAUACAACAUUUGAGCCACUGGGUGUACUAAUUCGGAAGACUGGUGAUGAUGAAAGACCUUUUUCAGCUCCUCUAAUGGGGUCAAGACCUUCCUUAACAAUUUCUAUGCCCAAUAACUCUUCACGCAUUGUAAAUGACCCUUUUCCUCGAACUUGGGCCACUCCAACUUCGCCUAGUACAGCACAAUUGUUUUUGGAACAUCAACAAAGGUUUAAUCCAUUUGGUGGCACAGCUUCGGUGCCUUCCACACCAUUUGAUAGGUAUCAAUUUGGAGGAGUUUUCGGACGGAAUGAUGUGACUAAUGGGUGGAAUGACCUGGGGACAACAAACAAUGCAUGGGGGUCAACUUCAAAUGCUGGAAAUUUGUCUCCACGAUUACCAGUUCCUAACUCUCCUCCUCCAUUAUUUAAUGGCACUGCAUCAUUUAAUGUAUCUCCACCUCAAACUUAUUUGGAACAUCAACGUGCUUUAACUUCACAAAUUGAACGACAACAAUUUUUGAUGUUACAGCAAAGACAAAUUCAACAAAAUCAACACACUUAUCCCGAGAAUUUUCUUCGACAACAGCAUCAAAAUUUUACUGGCAUGCCAGGACCGGUGUCAGCACCUAUAACGAAUGCACCCAAUUCACCAUUUACUGAUGUCUUAUCUAGAUCUUCCGGCUGGACGACUACAACGGAACAACCUCCUCCAUCUUCUCCAUGGGGAAUCGUGGCUCCAGGUAUCGGCGUUACUCCUUCGCGUGUUUCACAAUCCGAAGAUAUUGGUUACUUUGGUUUGAGGAAAGAAAAUAAUUUAGGAUUACAAAGUCGCACUGGCGAACGACCAUAUGAUAUUAUGGGCGGGCAAAUUCACGAGACUUCUUUUGAUAAUAAGACUCUGGAUAAUGUUUCAGAGUCUAUCACAAAACCUGUUCUUGGAGAUGAAGAGGCAUAUGGUAAAAAGGUUGAAGAAAACGUCACUAAUCAAGAAAAAACGGACACAACACAAAUUUCGAAGCCUCCUUUACAACUUACACAGAAGGAAGAAUUGAAUCGUUCGAAGUCCUCUUUACGCGAAAUUCAGGUUGAAGAGGAACGUAAAAAACAGUAUGGAGAAAAGGAGAAACCAUCAGUGGUAUCUUCUACUUCAAAUACUGUUGGCAAAUUGUCGCAAUAUCAGAAACCUAAUUUGAAUUGGGGAGGUAACAGUCCUGUAACCCCAUCAUCUCCAGCACCAUGGGCUAAAGAUGAAGAUCACUCUGUUCAAAAAAAUAUUUCUCUUCGAGAAAUUCAAGAAAUAGAAGCUAAGCAGGCUGCAGAGAGACAAGGAAUUGAAAGACAAGUACCGGAAAGAAAGUCUACAACAGUAUCAACGAUUAAUGCUACUCUUGCACCAUGGGCUAAAGAUGAAGACCAUUCUGCACAAAAGACACCAUCGCUCCGAGAAAUUCAGGAAAUGGAAGCUAAACAAGCUGCAGAAAGGCAAGCUUCAGAAAGAAAAGUUGCUUCGACCUCAACGACUAAUGCUAAUUCUAACAAGGAAGACCCGAUACCUUCAUCUAUAUCUUGGGGUAUAGUGGUUCCCACCCCGUCAAACGAAUCUAAUUCAUCCUCACUAUCGACAUCCCCAGUCGUUGCCACACCAGCGUGGCAAGCGAAUAACACUGCUCCAAAAAAAACACUACGAGAAAUUCAAAAAGAGGAGGAGGAGGCGACGAAAAGACGUAAUAAGAUUCGAGAGAUGCAACAAGCAGCUUUGAAUAAUGCCAAUGUGUCUAGUAGUAGUACAACUACUCAAAGUAAUGUGGGAAAACGUUAUGCCGAUACUGUUUCUAUUGUCCCCCCGAAGAAGACACCAACCAACAAUGUAAGCAAUGCUUGGACAACGGUAGCCAGUAAGACAGUUACGCGUGCCACUACCAAUUCUUCCGCAGCAACAAACGGUACCUCAUCUGUAACGAUGAAAUCAAGUAUAGCAUCUAAGGAUUCAUCCACAGUUUGGGAUACUGAUCAUAAAAAUAUCAAUAACUUACAAGGUUCAUCAAGAGUUCAAAAUCAAUCAGUUAAACCUGGUGAAACUCUAAAAAAUGGAGCUCGAGCAGUUGGGGUAAAUUUGGGAACGUCAAAGAAUGCGACCACAAACAGUAAUGUUAAGUCCAAUAAUCAAAGCAGCGGAAGUGCCGCUCCGUCCUCUGAUUAUUCCACCCCCAAACCACCAUCCGAAGAAUUUUUAAAAUGGUGUAAACAAGCUUUACGUGGGCUAAAUAAUGUUAACGUUGAAGAAUUCAUGCAAAUGUUAUUGUCAUUUCCGCUUGAUCCUCCCCCAGCCACUGUUGAAAUCAUUCAAGAUUCUAUCUACGCCAAUUCACCUACUCUUGAUGGACGUAGGUUUGCUGAUGAGUUUAUUAAAAGGCGUAAGGCAGAUGCUAACGGUUUACCGAUGAAUAGUUUACUGAGUCACAUGGACAAUAAGGCAAGCAAAGAUUCGACAGCGGGAAAUAUUAGUUCAAAAGAAGAUUAUGCUGGAAAUGGGGCAGGAGCUUUUAAAGUCGUGACGGCAAAAAAGGGCAAGAAAAAGCAGGCUAAUUAG